GCUUUCACUCCAUCCGCGAUUAAUUACGAAGACGAUUGUGUACGCGCAGCGCUUCUAUUUACUCAACUGCUUCGCCCGCCGAAAGAUAAAGAAACUACCAGUGCCUACGUUUCACACCAGUAUCUUAUCGCGAACACUCUAUUGAUCGCUCACCAUACACCGCGUUCGCCUCGCCUUAAACGGACGACAGAACCAGCCUUAUUGUUCAAUUUAACUUUAAAACGCUAUUGUGGCCGCGAUGUUACCGGUGAAGUCAUAAUGUGCGCCGUAUAAAAAUAGAACCGUGCGUUUACAGGAAAAUAGUGUCAAUAACAAAAGUGUUGCGGUUUGUAAUCGAGCGGAAAUGGCGGCCAAAUCGCCUACAUUAAGUUUGAAGUCGCGGGAAAUCAUCGGUGUGGAUCAGUUCAGUCAGCGCCGCGAAGUGUUCGACAAACACGACACCGUGUUCCUCCCGCUGGCGUCGCCCACCAACCUGGCGCCCUCUUACGUCGAAGUCGAGCCUAUAGUCACGUCCAACCACGGAAAGACUACCACCAAUUUCAAACGUAACGGCCCUGUAUAUUCAAGCAUGAGGGAAUCGCGAACGGACAACUCGGAAGUUUUCGAAUUCCGAACACGUAAAUAUUCCGACAAUUUCACUUCGGAGUCGAACCAGGAUGACGAUGUGGAUUACAGGCGGAGCAUGACUGAGCGAACUCGGCGAUUAUCCAAGUUACGGCGAGAGUUCUUAACUUCCAACUUACACGAGCCAAGUAACGAUAGCACAUUCACGCGCGCCGGCACCCGCGCCUCCAUGCCGGUAAGAAGCGGCUCCAUAAAGUACAAGAUAGAGAGUCCCAAUUUAUAUAAAUUUCCAUUUGCGGAGCGAAUCGCAACUCCACCUUCAGUGCGCAAAGUUACCGUAGACUUAGGUCCGUCAGAAGUCGAUAGUGGAAAGGAGAACCAAGAUCCUGAGUUUAGAUCCAAAAUCGUUAGCUUGCCAGAUACUGAUGCUUUGAAGAAACUAGACCAUCAAAAGAUGUUCGAGGAACUUGUAAAAAGAUAUUCCCCACAACGCAAGCCGGUCGACUGGAAGAUACCUCCUACCAAACCCAGGAUAGUAGAUUCAGUUCCUAAACUAACCACACCUAGCAUGGCGAGCCAAGAGAGCUCGGAUAGCAAGAAACAAAUAGAUAAUAAGACAGUCAAAUCAGAAGAUGAAGAUGUUUUCGACAAAAAGCCUGAAACUGAAGUAAGUUUAGUUAUUGAAGAGAACGAAGUAGAACCAAAGGAAGCCCGUAACGGGGCCGGGAUUAUUUUACAAGAAGCAGAUGAUAACAAAGAAAGAGAGUCUAAAAUAUCUCUGACAGAGCUGGCUGAGAAGAACGAUGAAGUACCAGAAUUAUCGAGAAUCACUCGACAAAUUAGCAAGGAAUCGGCCAAAAGGCCACCUUUAGACAAAAUAGUUGAUUUAACGAUCCCCGAUUUGCUAGAGAAGAUGAGUGUGGAAGGCGAGAACUUAGAGCACAAGAAAGACCAGAAAAAGGUGAAACGGAAGAGAAGUUUUCUGGAUAAACUGCUCGGGCGUAACAAAAAGGAUAAAGUUAUAGUUGGUAAUGAUAAAUAAUAAUAUAGGUAGUCGCUGCAUUGCACCUACUACACCUGCCAAAGACUAUCAAGAGUAUCAAGGUUGAUUGGUGAUAAUGAUAAAAUAAUGACGUCAAAGUUUACAUAUAAGUACAUUUUUAUACAUAUUGAAGCGGUAGUACCUAUUUUCGAUAAAUUAUUUUUAUUAUAAUUAAGCCUCAGACUUCCUCUACUCGACUCUUUAUCUAAAUGCAAUGGCUGGGUUAUCAAUAGCUGAUAAAAAGUAAGUGCCAUGUGACACUCCCUAUCUGCCAAAUUCUUAGUAAUGGUUAUAAAGUGUGGAGUUUUAAGGCUGGGCACGCAAGUGUUGAACUCGGUUACGUUAAGUCAGUGAUGACCUUUUCCUUACUAAGAGAACUUUUUGAAAAAUUGCAAAACUAUUGUUUUUGCGAUUAUGAAAGACUGUGUGCACGGUAAAAGCCGGCCAUGUACGAACUGGUAUAUUUAUUUUUUUAUUUAAUGCUAAUUUUGAUGCAGCACUUUUUCAAUUAAACACCUCAUUAUUGACCGAGCGCGAAUAUUUUACACAAUACCUAUGCGUGAUACAGUCCAUUAAAAUUGUUUAUGUAUGUAAUAUAUUCGUAAAUUAUAAAAUUACUCGUCCAGUCUUAUUAAUUAGUCAUUGGGUAUAACUGUAUAUAUGUAUAAUAUAAAAUAACGAUAAGUAAGAACAUAGAACUCGCCAAAUACCUAUGUCAACUUCCUUCCUGUUAAUAAGUUCAAUCUGUAUUUAUUUUGUAUUAUUACACGUUAUAUAUCGCAGAUUUUGAAUUUUACAUACAUUUUCUGCUACAAUAUUUUGAUUUUGUUUUUAAACUUAAUUUGUAAUAAAUAAUAAGUACAUGAAUUUAACAGAAAUAUAUUUUAUUUAGUACAUUGAUAAAAUAUACAAUUUUUCUAAGUAUCAUGA
This is a messenger RNA of Cydia splendana, 2536 nucleotides long. RefSeq lists its product as uncharacterized. The transcript has a single exon. The record is from RefSeq and is a predicted model, not a curated record. The coding region runs from base 344 to 1606 and encodes 420 amino acids. NCBI's taxonomy places the organism in Eukaryota, Metazoa, Arthropoda, Insecta, Lepidoptera, Tortricidae.